This is a messenger RNA of Cooperia oncophora, 318 nucleotides long. Lineage: Eukaryota; Metazoa; Nematoda; Chromadorea; Rhabditida; Trichostrongylidae. The record is from the annotation of a GenBank genome assembly.
AUGGAUCGUAUUUUUCAGAACAUGUCUAUGUUCGAUGCGAAUGCAAAAGUAGACCGCCAACCGCCACCAAUGCCCGAUCCAACCGGCGUUGAGUAUCCGAGGGCUGCUAGUUGGGCUUCUGGCACAUGUGCUGCUGUUCUGAAAGAUGAAAAAGGAUGCCAGCUAUUUCGCUGUUUCCUCUACGAAUCGUUGGCCGAAGAAAACCUGUCGUUUGUCGAAGCUGUGGAUAAGUUGAAAAAGAUGAAAAACAGCGACGAGAAGAAGGAAUACGCCAAAGAGAUUGUGCAGUUAUACUCGCCGUACAUCAAAGCGCCCUAG